AUGAACAGUAAACAAUAUGUUUUAAAAGAAAUUAAUUUACAAUAUGCCCAAUUAAAAGAAGUAGUACAAUGUAUAUUACAUUCAAUUUUAUUUCAAAGGUCUUUAGGUACAGUUAAACCAAAAGAUACAACGUUAGAUUGUGUAGAUUUUUCAUAUGUUAAAUCAGAUGAUCCAAGUUCAUCAAAACAUAUAGAAGAUAAAUCAGAGGAAUUAUUAACAUCAAUUAUGAAGAGAAAAGCAAAAACAGCACAAAUAUCAAUAUCAUUUUAUGAAAAACGUACAAAGACAACCAUAUUCUCAAAUAAUAAUAAUGUUUGUUGGGAACAAUGGAUAAUAUCAUUUCAAUUGGUUCAUUCGAUGGACCAAAAAUCAUUAUUCUCUCAAUUAACCGAUACAAUAAAUAAAAUCAUUGAAAAUGUGAAUCAAGAAAAAAGUAUACCUCCAAUAACAAGCUCAAAUGAAAUGCCUUUCCCUUUUUCAAUUCAAAUUGGCUCUGAAAAUACUGGUGGUGUUGUUGAUACAAUUUAUAAUAUGUUUAAACCUCCUCAAAUUACAAAAUAA
Molecule: messenger RNA, 561 nt
Organism: Dictyostelium discoideum AX4
Lineage: Eukaryota; Evosea; Eumycetozoa; Dictyosteliales; Dictyosteliaceae
Product: DUF1649 family protein
Exons: 3
Coding region: 1-561 (186 amino acids)
Biological process (GO): autophagy
Source: RefSeq, a predicted model, not a curated record